Molecule: messenger RNA, 531 nt
Organism: Belonocnema kinseyi
Lineage: Eukaryota; Metazoa; Arthropoda; Insecta; Hymenoptera; Cynipidae
Product: histone-lysine N-methyltransferase SETMAR-like
Exons: 1
Coding region: 1-531 (176 amino acids)
Molecular function (GO): nucleic acid binding
Source: RefSeq, a predicted model, not a curated record
AUGUUCAACCGCAAUCUGAACGAGUUUUCGGGCCGUUUCGUAACCGUGGACGAAACGUGGAUCCAUCACAACAUACCAGAGGCCAAGGAACAAUCGAAACAGUGGGUUUCUUCGGCUGAACGUGCACCAAAGAAGGCCAAGGUGGGUCUGGCGGCCAACAAGGUCAUGGCCACAGUUUUUUGGGACGCAAGCGGUAUCAUUCACAUCGAUUACCUUCAGAAAUGUAAAACAAUUAGCGGUCAAUAUUAUUCAGAGCUUUUGGAAAGAUUCGAUACUGAUUUAGAGAAAAAUCGACCGCAUUUGUCGAAGAAAAAAGUCCUGCUCCAUCAAGACAAUGCACGUGUGCACACGUGUGUAGUUGCGAUGGCAAAAAUCCAUAAAUUGCGCUACGAACUGCUACCUCAUCCAGCAUAUUUUACAGAUUUAGCACCCUGCGACUAUUUCCUGUUUCCAAACUGGAAGAAAUGGCUGGGCGGUAAGAGAUUUGGGUCAAUUGAAGAGGUCAUCACCGAAAGAAACGCCUAUUUAUAA